Dipodomys spectabilis (banner-tailed kangaroo rat) is the source of this 1077-nucleotide messenger RNA. RefSeq names its product multivesicular body subunit 12A (gene Mvb12a). The record is from RefSeq and is a predicted model, not a curated record. NCBI's taxonomy places the organism in Eukaryota, Metazoa, Chordata, Mammalia, Rodentia, Heteromyidae. Gene Ontology annotation, cellular component: cytosol; ESCRT I complex. Gene Ontology annotation, biological process: regulation of epidermal growth factor receptor signaling pathway; viral budding; virus maturation.
CUGGGAGUUGUAGUCCGGCUCCUGUCGGAACUCGGCCGUCGGAGGUCCGAAGCGAUCCGCGCCCUCUGGAGGCGCUUGGCUCCCGGGAUGGAUCCCGCGCCAGAUGCGGCGCCGCUGUCCGGCCUGGUCUGGUCGUCGGCCUCGGCGCCCCCGCCGCGGGGAUUCAGCGCGAUCGCCUGCACCGUGGAGGGCGCGCCCGCCAGCUUCGGCAAGAGCUUCGCGCAGAAGUCCGGCUACUUCCUGUGCCUCGGCGCCCUGGGCAGCCUGGAGAGCCCGCAGGAGAACGUGGUGGUCGACAUCCAGGUCGUGGCCGACAAAAGCGCGCUGCCCCCCGGCUUCGCCCCUGUUUGCGACCCCCUGGACGCCAAGGCCUCCGUGUCCAAGAAGAAACGAAUGUGCAUGAAGCUGAUGCCUCUGGGGGCUGCAGACGUGGCUGUGUUUGAUGUCCGGCUGAGUGGGAAGACUAAGACUGUGCCUGGAUACCUGCGAGUUGGGGACAUGGGUGGCUUUGCCAUCUGGUGCAGGAAGGCCAAGGCACCACGGCCAGUGCCCAAGCCCCGAGCGCUCAGCCGUGACCUGCAGGGCCUCUCGCUGGACCCCGCCGGCCAGCCCAGCAAAAGCAGCUUGCCAGAGCGCACCCUGUCCCGGGCCUCCACGCUUUGCAGGAGCGACUCCAUCUACCAGGCAUCCAGCCUCUACGGGAUCUCCGCCAUGGAUGGGGUUCCUUUCACGCUGCACCCACGUUUUGAGGGCAAGGGCUGUGGCCCCCUGGCCUGCUCUGCCUUCGGGGACCUGACCAUCAAGUCGCUGGCAGACAUCGAGGAGGAGUACAACUAUGGCUUUGUGGUGGAGAAGACAGCUGCUGCCCGGCUGCCUCCCAGUGUCUCCUAGCAACCGAAGCCGGGCCUGUGCCGCCACCUGGCCCGUGCCCACGGCUAUGGGGGGCUCCACCCCCACCCAGUCCUGGGGCCACGGCCUGGGGCGGGGUCAGCUGGAUCCCACCUGUGCCUUCAGUGACUUGUCAAAACCACAGCCACGCGCCCCGCAGCUCUGGGAAUAAACACUACCUGUCCUGCU